Molecule: messenger RNA, 5033 nt
Organism: Brassica napus (rape)
Lineage: Eukaryota; Viridiplantae; Streptophyta; Magnoliopsida; Brassicales; Brassicaceae
Product: loricrin-like
Exons: 5
Coding region: 9-338 (109 amino acids)
Source: RefSeq, a predicted model, not a curated record
AAAAUUUAAUGGAUACUUUUGUAAUUGUCAUUAUUAUAGUAUGUGCCGGUAUUGUUUUGCCGUCGCUUGUCUUAUGUUGUGUCCUCACACACAGAAAGCAAAGGCCUUUAGUGUCUCAGUCGCGAGAUUUGGAAAUGGGUCAAACGGGAUCAAAAGAUGGAGGACUUGUUGUUUUGACAAGGAAUGUUUCCACUACAGCUACUACGGUAGCUGCGGCUGUGAUCAUCGCAGAUUCUGGCGGUGGGGGCGGCUGUUGUUGUGGAUGUGAUGAUGGUGGAGGCGGAGAUGGAGGAGGAGACGGUGGUGGUUGUGGAGGAUGCGGCGGCUGUGGAGGCUAAGCGGGUACGGUUGUUGUUGUGGAUGUCAUGGUUUAACCUUUUUCUUUCGUGGUUUAACUAUUAACAUAAUGUAUGUACGGAAUGUAUUGAUCUCAACGUGUAUAAAUCGAUGUAUAUAGUGAACUGUUCAAAACCUAAUGAAUAUUUAACCUAAGCUUUUUUUUUAACAUCAAAACAUUAUUCUAUUACUCGAAUUUGAAGGAGUCUAGAUAAGUAUAUUGGAAUAAAACAACCAACAAAAUACAAUCUCUAUAAAAUACUUUUUCAUCUCAGCUAAUGAAUUUGCUGAAUUGUUUUCUGAUUGGGGGUGGUAUAUAAUUAUGAAGUCUUGAAAUCUUCUUUUAGAACAAGUAACUCUUUCGACUUUGCUGAAAAGCUUGGCCAUGCUCUUGAGUCUGCUAUCAUCAAUAUGAGAUUCUUGGAAUAAGUUUCAAAGCGCUGAAAUGUUGAGUACUCAAACAUAUUUUUCAUUGUCCAAUAUGAGAUUCUUGGAAUAAGUUUCAAAGAGAUGAUCAAAAUUCUUUUUCUGAUAUUUUAUGCCCAUAAGUUGAAUCGUACCCAAUAUUUUUUUCUAAAUCCAGCCAUAACCACACAAACAAAAAAUGAAUCAAGAGUCCAUGAUCCAUCCAUCAUAUAAAUAGUCUGAAAGCAUAGUGUAGGUAGCGAAUAUUUUUGUGUGUUGUUGAGGAUAUAUAUGUAUAUCAUACGCAGUUACGCACUUAUUUCCAAAUUGGAAAAGGUCUAUGACGUCCAGCUUAUGCAAUAUGAAAACUUCCCGCAACUACUCCAAUAAUAUCAAGAUAAAAAAACAACAUACACUAACGAGAUAUAUGUUAGAAUGCAAAUAAGUCAAAUCUAUCCUAUACUAAAAGGGAUUAAUAAAGCUCUCUUAAGGUGUCCACGUCCUCAAAUAAAUUCAACCAAUCAUGUUUUUUUUUAAAACACGUCAGCUGGGUGUAAAUUUGGGCAAGGUAAUUUAUAUGUAAUUAAAUUUGGACUUACCCAUCACGUUUGGGCUUGCUUUUUUUUGCCCAAAUCGACAAAUGAAAACUGAAGUUGACGCCACAUGAACUCAUCAUCUUCCUCUCCACCUCUUCGUUUUCUCCGAUAUGAAACCUGAAGAAUUGAAAACAUUUGGAUUUAAAAGAAAAGAUUUGACAGUCUAAUCUCAAUCGCAUAAAGUAAAUCAAACCAAACUUCACACAUCUUUCUCUCCGUUCGCCGUCACACAUCUUUCUCUCCGUUCGCCGUCGUCGCUAAUCUGAGAUCUCUCUCUUUACUCACCAAAGAUGCAUUCGAGCCAUCUCCUUCUCGAGGAGCCAAUCAGGAUGGCUUCAAUCCUCAAGCCAUCCAAAUCCGUAAGCGAUCCAUUGAUCCAUAUUCGUAAGAGUUAUCUCUAAUCUCUCUCUCUCUCUCUCUCUCUCUCUCUCUCUCUCUCUCUCUUCUCUCUCUCUUUUGAUGUCAUCAGAGUUUCUUUCCGGAAGCUUUGGCAACAAAAUCCAACUGAAAGUCCCAUGUCUCCACGGUAAGUCUCUGUAGUUUGUAUUUCAAGGACAUCUCACCAGGUCCACCCGAAUCUGAAUUAGUAUUUCGAAUCUAAAGUUAUGGCGAUGAUCAAUUUCUUUUUUCCUUCAAUGGUGUUGAUAACCUAUUUGAAAAGCCGUCGCUUUGUAGUUUUCAUGUCGAUUCGCUUGAUCCAGUCUUCUCACAAUUUUUUAGUUUUUCUCGAUAAGGUUAAAGUGCCGUAGCGAUUGCUGUAAGGUGUGAAGAUAAAUGUCUGUCGAAUAUGAUCUCUGAAUGAAAACAUGAAGAAGUGUCAGUAUGCCGUAAGUGGUGAGUUUUCCCUAGAAGGAACAUUAUCUUCCCUACCCUCGCAUCUCUAAAAAGCCAUCAGGAUGAAUCACUACUCUGCAUAUACUGAGGAGUCUGGACAAUUAUAUGGGACUGCUUUGGCGUAGGACCUGCGCUAGCUGAAGGGUAGGGAGAUUGAAUAUGACUUCCUGGAACUGAAUAGCCCUGUACCGUUGUAUAACUGUGACCAACAGGGAUGUUUUGAUUCAGUUGCCCGUAUUGGUAGCCUGGUGAGUUAACUGCCCCAGGUACUCCAUAAACCUGAAGGUGCUUACAGUGACUCAAGAGGCCUUCUGGAAGCUAGGAAAGAGGUUGCUGAGUUCAUUGAAUGACUUGAUGGGUAUCCCAGUGAUCCAAAACUCAUAUUCUCCACUGAUGGAGCUAGCUAAGGUGUGAAACAAAUCUUAAACUGUGCUAUACGCAGUGAGGGAGACAUGCAAUAUGAAGAAGAGCAGGAGAGUGCAAGUGCCACCAAGAAGCUUCACCAGAAAAGGCAAUUCAUCACAAUUUAAGUAGAAAAAAUAUGAAGUAUGAUCAGAAGAAAUAAGGUGAUGAUGUGAUGAAUGCAUGUCUUAUAUGCCCUCAAGAGAUGGAUGCAGCAGAUCUAAGCUUCUUACCAUGUCCUUGCAGAUUUUGUCUAUAUCUCUUCUCCUCUAUGCAGAUCAACCAAAACGAUGGACGUAGCCCACGACUCUGAGCUUCCCCAAACAAGUAUGAGAAGACAAGUAGUAAAAGUGCUUUAUGUUUUAGUUAUUUCCUUAGUAUCUCAGUUGCACAUAGCAUGUUGUUUGUCAAUAGAGUUUGUGUCAGUGACGUUGUUGCAUCUUUUGAAACUUUAAAGCUUAAUAAAAGUGAAAGAUCGUUGAUAUGUUAUCGAUGAAGUCGAAUGAAUGUUGCUACCAUUUAUCUUUUUCUUUAAAAUCAAAUCAAAUGGGUUGAUUGUCCACUGCGUUUAUUAAAACGUUUUCCCGAUACUAAAGGAGUUGUGAAUGUCUUAAUAUGCUAAACAAAUCUUCAGAAGUAGUUUGAUUUUGCAUAAUAAGAAACUGUAGUAGCAGGUUGGAUCGAGGAAAGGAAUCAAAGAGAAAGAAUAAUAAUAAAAAGAUUGAGAUCCGAGAAAAAGACCAAAAGGUUUGAACAAUACACAUAAUCAAUCCCCUGGACAAAAAAGAUUGUUCAAAACAAAUGUUUUCUACUACUAUUACUUUUAAAUAAUCUCCACUCGAAGGAGAAUAUUUUUUGUAUUACAGAAGGGAAUUUGUAAAUUUGAAAACGUUAUUGGGUCCACGUGUUUUUUUAAUAUUCAAAAUCAUAAAAGUUCAAGUUUUCGUUAAGAUUAUGAGACUUUCAAUUAUACACAUAAAACUGUAUGUUUUAGCGGAAAUUUUUUUUUCCAAAGAUACAUUUUUGUAUUUUCAAUACAUUUUAUUAACUAAUAAUGAUAAAUUCUAAAUUUCAAAUACUAAUUGCAUUUCUUGACUUCUUACCGGUUUAGAAUUAUAAGAAAUAUAAAUCACAAAAUAUAUAUUUAUAACUAAGACUUAAAUAAAUAUAUAUUCACAAAAAUAAGAUUUAAUAUGUGUAAAAAUUGUAAAACAUAUAUGAUUUGCAACAGAGGGAGUAGUAUAUUAGAGUUUUAGAUUAGUAGUUGGUGUAAAAUCAAUUAUACACACUUGACUCUCAUUUUAAUAUAUAUGUAACUAUUGUGAAUGUACGAAAAAUUUAAUUAUUGUGAAUGUAAGAAAAUUUAACAUUUAUGGUAAAUGAAGUUUUAAGCAAUUAUAUUUUAAUUGAGUAUAAAAGUACAUAUUAAAAUUUUUUUUGAUAUAAUCUCUUAUGAAAUUCAAAAAUUACUACUAUUUUCAUUUUAAUUUAAUUGUUGUUGUAGAGUAAAUUGUUUGUUUCAAGAUAAAUGUUGUUUUAGAAUUUAAAUACAUAAUUGAUUAACUUUAUAUGUUAUAUGAUUUUUGUAUUCUUCAGUCUAUUUUUUACUGAUUGAAAUGUGAUUAAGUGUAUAACUAAUGAUAUUUUAUUUUAGUAAUAUACAAAAUUAAUUUUUUUUUACAUCUGUAUGCACAAAUCGAAAAUGACAAUUAAAAUGAAACAUAAUUAGUAUUAUAAAAACAUUACAUUCACCUUAAACAUUGUUAGUCCUUUUAGGUGUGUGAUCAUGGAAGAAUAACACUCAUUGCUGGCCAAUUGGUUAAUGCAUCAAAUGUCUAAAAAAUUAUAUUAAGAGAAAACUACAAAAAAAUGUCUAAAUUGUUUUAAAAUAAUAUGCAAACAAUAUUUGUUUUAGAAUUAAUAUAGUACACUAUUAUAUGUUAGAAACAGACUUUUAAAUCCUGAUAUAUUAGAAAUUGCUAAAUUUGUUUUAUUGAAAUUCAAUAUUAUAUUAUCACACAUUUUAAAAAUGAUCUCAGUUCUAUUUCCUAAGAUAAGUAUAUAAUAGUCAAUUGGAAAAUGUUAAUGUAAACCUAGAACAAAAUUAUUAACUGUGUAACUUGAUCAGAAUUGUUUUUGCCAUGCAUUGACUUAAAGUGAUAUUUUAGUCAUUUUCAAGUAAAUGAAUCAAAGAUACACAACUAUAAUAUGAAAAAAUUAAUACGCAAUGUCAAUUCCUCAUAUUUAUCAUAUUAAUUGUUGUCUUCCGCACUAUUGGUUUCAAAUAAUAAUAACCUAUUAUAUAACCAAAUAAAUAAAUUUGAUACGGCUUAAGGAAAUUUUUUCAUAUAUACAAUAAAUAAAACAAAACAACAGUAAAAUAUUAAUUUGAAAUAAAACAAAAAAUGACUACUCUAAAUUUAUAAUGAAAAAGUACAAAAAUUGUAAAAAAUAGAAAUU